This is a messenger RNA of Agrilus planipennis (emerald ash borer), 945 nucleotides long. It is a transcript of the gene Rab19, whose product is annotated as ras-related protein Rab-43. The record is from RefSeq and is a predicted model, not a curated record. Gene Ontology annotation, cellular component: trans-Golgi network. Gene Ontology annotation, molecular function: GTP binding; GTPase activity. The transcript has 3 exons. The coding region runs from base 105 to 761 and encodes 218 amino acids. NCBI's taxonomy places the organism in Eukaryota, Metazoa, Arthropoda, Insecta, Coleoptera, Buprestidae.
AAAUUAACCCAAAUUAUAAAUAUUAUAACCUAAAAUUACCGUUAAGUUGCGUAGAUUAACAGUAUGUAGGAAUAAAACAAAAAACUGUUGUAUUGCUUUCGACGAUGUCUAGGAAUCCAAAUACUUUGAUGACUAUCAAUAAUGAUGACCAGUUCGAUUUUUUGUUUAAAAUAGUACUUAUAGGCGACUGUGGCACUGGUAAAACGUGUGUGGUUCAAAGAUUUAAAAAUGGAACUUUUAUUGAAAGACAUGGUAAUACAAUAGGAGUGGAUUUUUCAAUGAAAACAGUAAUGGUUGAAGGAAAACGUGUUAAGCUUCAAAUUUGGGAUACUGCAGGCCAAGAGCGAUUUCGUACUAUAACUCAGAGUUAUUAUAGAUCUGCUAAUGGCGUAAUUAUAGUCUAUGAUAUUACAAAAAGGUCUUCAUUUUUAUCAGUAGCAAGGUGGGUGGAGGAAGUUAGAAGGUACUCUGGAAGUACAGUUUUAAUGGCACUGGUAGGAAACAAAGCCGAUUUAGAGAAUUUAAGAGAAGUAGAAUUCGAAGAAGCUGAGGCAAUGUGUCAAUACAUGCCUGAAGUUCUUUUUGUACUAGAAGCAAGUGCAAAAGAUAAUACAAAUAUUGAAGAUGCCUUUUUAUGUCUUGCAACUGAACUAAAGAGACGUCAUGACAAUGGGAUGUUGGAAUUUGAUGAAGAACAAACUGUUCGUUUAGGUCAAAGUCACUCAAUUUCAAAGUGCAGUGGUUGCAAGAAUAUUUUCUAAUUAGUGGUUUUAUUCUAUAAAGUGCCUUAUUUUACUUUAGUUCCUUACAAAUGCUUUAUUUAUUUAAAGAAAUCGCUCUUGAGACUGCAACAAUUAAUGAGAAUCUCUGAGCUACAUACAAGCUCAUAAAACGAAUGUUAUCUAUGAAAGAUAGAGUGUUAUCUAUAUAAACAUAUAUAAAUUA